AUGGGACUUCUCUCCUCAAAGGCUGCCCACAGGUGGGGACAGCGCGGACUCUACGCCACCGGAAUACUCGGCUUCGGGUAUGUCGGGGUUGACUAUGCAACAGACGACUCCCUGACGCGCUCGCUGCGCACGCUGGUCGCCUUUGGCACCAUUGUGCGCAUAUACAAAUUCACUACCCCUGACACGCCUGAGGAACUGUCUGUCAUGCAUAGCCGCGUCGCACGCAUCGUCCUCGACACGUGCCUCAAAAAUGAAGGACUCUACAUCAAGAUAGGACAAGGCCUGAACUCCAUGAGUCACGUGCUCCCGCGCGAGUACACGGAUGUGCUCAAAGUGCUGUUGGACCGGGCGCCACCUGUUCCGAUCGCGGAGAUUCGAAAGACCAUCCGCGCCGAAACCGGCAAGGAAAUUGAGGAGUUGUUUGUUCGCUUUGACGAGACACCAGUGGCCUCGGCGUCGAUUGCGCAGGUGCACCAAGCGUGGCUUCCACCACCGGCAGACGGCUCCUCGCCGGAGCCGCAGAGGGUAGCCGUGAAGGUGCGCAAGCCGUGUAUCUCCACCCAAUCUGUGUGGGACCUGUACAUGUAUAGUGCCAUCAUGGUGCUACUCAAGCUCCUGUUUGACCUGCCGACAGACUGGUCGAGGAAGACCGUGUGCGACGCGUUGGUGCGUGAGAUGGACUUCACCUUGGAGGCGUCCAAUGCGAAGCGCUUUCGGCGCGCCUUCCGCGACAACCCGCGCUUGUACAUCCCGCGUGUCCACGACGCGUACACCUCAACGCAGUUGCUCGUGAUGGAAUGGAUCGAGGGAACGAAGCUGAAUGAAGUAGAGUCCGUACGAGCACAGUACGAUGCGAAGCGCGUGUUGACCACCUUGUUCGACGCCGUUGGUGACAUGGUCUUCAAGCAUGGCUUCGUCCACGCCGAUCCGCACGCUGCCAACGUCAUUGUGCGACCCAUGCCGAAAGCCGAUCCAGCGCCAGCAACUGUGGGCACGGACAUGGCUGCUGCCACUACCACCACCCCGCCGGCGGAGACGGCCACGCGGCACACCAAGGCAGGGCACGACCCGAACGACUAUCAAGUCGUGCUCAUCGACUUUGGCCUCGCCACACCGGAGCGGGUACGUUUUCGCUAUCAAUACGCCCUCCUCUUUGUAAGCCUCUUCACCCAUGACAAGGAGUCACUGCGGCAGGUAGUGCACGACUGGGGCAUCGACGACGUCGAGGUGUUCGCAUCCUUCCAGGCCCAGAAACCCUUUGAAGCGAUCCAGGCCGGCAGCUACGACGAAGUCACACGAGACGAGGUGAUUGCCCUGCAGAAGAAGGCGCAUGAGCGGGCAAAGGAGAUGUUGCGUGACACAAGGCGUAUUCCGAAGGAACUCAUAAUGGUGGGCCGCAGCCUCGACAUCCUGCGCGGCGUCAACCGGCUUUACGGGUCACCCGUGAACCGCAUGAACAUGUUUGUGCAAAGUGCUGUGGAGUGUCUGGGUCCACUGCACAACUAUGACGAGGUUGACGCGUACUUGAAGCGCAUGCAGAAGAUCAUCGAGGCGCGGGGUUGUUUGGCAGCGGUCGCCAUGGACUACUACCAGGAGUACGAAAGCGUGUACGAUGCCUCCGCAGACGCCGUGCGUGAGGAGCAAGAGGCUGCAGCAGCACAGAUUGUCUCCGAGGACGCGCAGCUUGGGUGUCAUCAUCCCUCUCAAGGGCUGGUGUCGUUGCUGCGCGCAUGGCUCGACGCCGCCUAUCGUUCCUGGAUGCUGCGCAGUCUUCUGUUUCUACUAACCGCGGCUCACGUGCUCACCUACACGUACAACUCACUGAUCGCAACGCUUCUGCCCGCCGCAGCGCAGAAGAGACUCCGCGUCGCAAGCCUGGAAGACCGACAUGAACGUUCAUUCGGGCUACAGAGAAGAUAUAAAGAGGAAGAGAUGCCGGAAACUGCCCUGGCAGUCGGCUAA
Messenger RNA from Leishmania braziliensis MHOM/BR/75/M2904, 1962 nucleotides. RefSeq names its product putative ABC transporter. The transcript has a single exon. NCBI's taxonomy places the organism in Eukaryota, Euglenozoa, Kinetoplastea, Trypanosomatida, Trypanosomatidae. The coding region runs from base 1 to 1962 and encodes 653 amino acids. The record is from RefSeq and is a predicted model, not a curated record.